Synchiropus splendidus (mandarinfish) is the source of this 976-nucleotide messenger RNA. RefSeq names its product SWIM-type zinc finger 7 associated protein 1 (gene swsap1). The record is from RefSeq and is a predicted model, not a curated record. Lineage: Eukaryota; Metazoa; Chordata; Actinopteri; Syngnathiformes; Callionymidae. Gene Ontology annotation, biological process: double-strand break repair via homologous recombination. Bases 105 to 899 code for a protein of 264 amino acids. The transcript is spliced from 2 exons. Gene Ontology annotation, molecular function: single-stranded DNA binding. Gene Ontology annotation, cellular component: Shu complex.
GGAAAGCGGAACUAGUGUUGUUUCCACGGACAGCAUUCGCAGUGACACCAGCGUGUGAUAUGUAAAAAAAGACGCGCGGAACUUUCAAGAAAAAAAGUUGGAAAAUGGUGGACAUUCUCAAACGAGUUUUUCUGGCGUUUUCUUCUGGCGAAGGUGUAGAAAAGGUCGGUGGUUCUUUGCCUCCUGCUUGCAACGCGCUGCUGGUCGGGGAGCAGCGCAUCUGUCGGUCGUUGCUGCUGCUGGCGGCCGUGACCGCCGCAGCUCAGGCGGGGAUGGCAGUGCAGUUCUUCGCCCAAGCUGAGAUCCCUCGUCUUCCGGUGUGUCUGCAAAGGUGCGUUCCUAACGUGAGUCCGGAGAGCCUGAAGAAAAUCAAGUUUUCCUAUCCGGGAACACUGGCGGAGCUUCUCCAGCAGGUGGCGCGCCUCCAUGAAUCCGGCAGCCUGGAGCCGUCGCCGCCCUCCCUGAUCAUCGUGGACCGGCUGGAGGGUUUCCUGGCUGGUCCCGGUCCUGGCCUCACCAGAGAACUCUCCUCGGCUGCACAUUUAGCCGCUCUCCUGUGCGACACUGCAGCUUUCCUCACGUCCAUCCUGGAGCGGCGGGUGUCCAGCUCUGCGUCGUGUCGCGUCCUGGCCUCCUUCCAGUCAGAAGACGUCGCCUGGAGCUCCAGUCUCCUCCAGUCUCCUCCAGUCCUGGACGUUCUCGACCGCUACUUCUCAGGAAGGUGCACGCUGGACAGAGACAGCAGCUACGAAGCGGCUGCCAGUGGGCUGCAGGAGAUCUGGAACAUUUACUUCUCUGGUCCAGGAGUCAGCGAGGCCUCCAGCUCUGCGGUGGACGCCCAGUGGCAGCUGCUGGUCGGCGCCGACGAUUCAAUGGAGUUCAAGUUGACGAAAAGAUGAGAGAGAAUUCUGACCUUUACGUUGGAUAUUCGAAAUAGACCGAGUGCGUUCUAAUGUUCAAUCAACUGAAAAUAAAG